ACUCCAUAUAUUUUCCUCUGAUCUCCACCGCCCCGCCCCGUCUUCGCAUAUAUUAUUCAACCCUCAUCAAUUUUUUUCCUUCUUGGCCGGAGUUGAAAAACUCUCUUUCUCUGUCGCAAUUUGAAUCUAGCUCGCCAACUGCAACUAUGGUUUGCGAUAAGUGUGAGAAGAAGUUGUCCAAGGUGAUUGUUCCUGAUAAAUGGAAGGAAGGUGCCAGCAACACUACUGAAGGCGGAGGCCGUAAGAUUAACGAGAACAAACUGCUCUCCAAGAAGAAAAGGUGGUCACCUUAUGGAAAUACAAAGUGCACUAUUUGCAAACAACAAGUGCAUCAAGAUGGCAAAUAUUGUCAUACCUGUGCUUAUAGUAAAGGAGUAUGUGCAAUGUGUGGAAAGCAAGUUCUUGACACCAAGCUAUACAAACAGAGCAAUGUAUGACGUGGACAUGGUUGACGAACUAACUUCAAUGUUACCUGAGCACGCUUAUCUUAGAGGAUUGUUCUUACUUUGUGAAUGCAAUGAGAACCAUUUGAUUCCGUAUCCAUGAUUCUGUAAAAAUACUAAAAUAGCUUGCCCCGUAUGAAGCGCUGUAAAAUGGGUGAUCUUUUGAAACAUUAAUUACAGCCUUGUCUUUGCAAAUUGAUUUUCUGUGAGAAGUUCAGGCUUGUUAUCAAUCUGGAGUC
Molecule: messenger RNA, 682 nt
Organism: Solanum pennellii
Lineage: Eukaryota; Viridiplantae; Streptophyta; Magnoliopsida; Solanales; Solanaceae
Product: cysteine-rich PDZ-binding protein
Exons: 4
Coding region: 147-437 (96 amino acids)
Biological process (GO): cytoplasmic microtubule organization
Molecular function (GO): microtubule binding
Source: RefSeq, a predicted model, not a curated record